Astyanax mexicanus (Mexican tetra) is the source of this 4199-nucleotide messenger RNA. Its product is annotated as limbin. Bases 162 to 4133 code for a protein of 1323 amino acids. The record is from RefSeq and is a predicted model, not a curated record. The transcript has 22 exons. NCBI's taxonomy places the organism in Eukaryota, Metazoa, Chordata, Actinopteri, Characiformes, Acestrorhamphidae. Gene Ontology annotation, biological process: smoothened signaling pathway. Gene Ontology annotation, cellular component: plasma membrane protein complex; ciliary membrane.
UAAACUGCAGUCGGAGCUGGCAAGAUGGCGGCGUGGAGCUGAUCGGGUGUUCGGGGCCAAAUCCGGAUUCGGAUCUGGAUAUAGAUUCGGUUUAUUUGCACGCGGGAACCACACCUGAGCUGAUGAACUGAAACCGGUCCGAUUCUGCGUCUCCAGGUUAAAUGCACUUCCUCGCCACAGUCUUCCUCACGGUGGUGCUCCUGGAGAGCGGCACCUGCAGGACAGGUGUGGAAUCUCAGGAGAACCAGGUGCUUAGAACCAGACAGAGAGAAUCACAGCACACACUGCCUCAGAUCCAGACUAUGGCUCCGCCCCCCGCAUUCAGCCUGGAGUUCCACAAGUGUGCCGAGGUUGAAACAGGAAGUGAUGCUCUGCAGGUGAGCUUCUACCUGCUCAUCUCUAACCCGGCCGAGGGAGUCGACCUAUCACAGCUCAGCAUUCGCGACACUGUCUCUGACAUCACACUCCUGCAGAGCAGCGGCAGCAUCCAGCAGAGAGGAUACCAGAUCUUUACCACACACUCACUGCCUGCUGGCUCCAGGUAUGAGGUGCGGUACACAGCGAGUGUGAGGGGCAGUAAAAACGAGGAUCUGUUUCUACCAGCCCUUCUCACCUUUUCCAACACCUCACAGAAUGAGAUUAACCUGUUUGGACCUGUAGUGGCAAACUUCACUCUGAGAUUAAACACUACUGAGAAGGUGUAUGUGAAUCAUGCGCUGCACCUGGCUGGUUUCUGUGGGGCGCUCCUGUUCUCCACACUGCUGUUCUCCCUCACCCUGAUCUCCACCAGCUACCUGCACACCCGCCUCCUCACCCCCCAACACAGGAGGAGGAGGGGCCUCCGUGGAGGGGUGGAGACAGUGGAGGGCGUGUGUAAUGUCAGCGAGUCAGCCAAUGAGGAGGCGGAGUUUGAGGAUAAAAUUGUGGACAUCAUGGCAUUGGAGGAUCCACAGAAUAUGCUGCAAACACUCGACAAUCUGGAGAUGUCCACUCUCCUGCGGGGGGCGCUGUGGGUGGAGUGUGUGAGGGUGCAGUUGGUGAGGGGCGUGUUCAGGGUGCUGCUGGGCGGGGCUGGGGAGGCGGGGCAUAGGGUGGAGGCGGUGCUGUUGGGUCAGGUGACUGGUAUGGAGGGAAAGCUGCAAGAGGAGCAGGGGGCGUGGCUAACCUCAGUCGCCGCCCACUGUUCCACUAAGACCCAGCAGGAGAUGGAGCUGCACCAAACACACUCCGACAAACUGUUACAGCAUGCUGAUCACCAGUGUGUGCAGGAGGAGCUGGAGUGCAGGGAGCUGCUGGAGAAGUUGCGGGCGCUGGAGCGGGGGCGGGUACAGCGGGCGCUGUGGGCGGGGCGAGACCGGGCGACGGCUCGGGCACAGAGACACAUGGCCGUCCGGCGACGGGUCGAGCUGCACGCCAUCUUCGCCGAGGAGCUGCAGGAGGCGGCCAGAACCGGAGAACUGUACCCGGACACGGCCAACGCCCUGCUGCACCAGUACUACACCUGCCAGAAUCAGCUGGAGGAGGUGCUUGAUGUGUAUGUAGCCAAUCAGAGGGCAGCUGUGCGCGAGCGACAGGCGCAGCGGCGGUUUCUGGUGGAGGGUCUUCAGGACCUGCAGGAGGUGCUGUCUCACACCCUCAGCUCCUCCUCCAUCAUCAUCCACCGCUGGUUCACUGAGAUACGCAGGGACGGUGUGCUGAAUGGUCAGCAGUGUGAGGAGCAGUUGGAGCGCGCUCAGUCGGAGCUGCUGAGGGUUAAACAGUCGUUAGAGGAAACUCUGGCCCGGCAGUGCAGCACUGCCCACUGUGACAUCAUCAAAAGGAGGCGGGGCCGUAUCUCUGAGGUGCUGUGUGAGCAGAAGCGAGAGCAGCAGGAGUUGGAGUGUGUGUGUGAGGGUCCGGUGGGUCGGUAUUUGUCUCGAUGGCAGACGCUCCUCUCCUCUCACACCACACACUACUCUGAACUCCUCACACACCUCGACCAGGAGGCAGCGGGGGAGAUACGCAAGGUGGUGCUGGCGGUGCUGCAGGAGGCGGGGCUUGAGCUGGGGGCGGUGGGUGAGGGGGUGUGUCAGUCUCUGCAUGCUCUGGGGGUCCCGCGCUGGCUGCUGCAGCGGGACGUGGGGGGCGGGCCCAUGGAGAGGCUACGUGAGCGGGGCCGGGACACUGCGGUCGCUCUGUGGGCGGCUCGGAGCUCCGCCCACCAGCGCAGAGAGGAGGAGCUGCAGCGGCAGAAGCACGUGCGACUCCGGCUGGACCGGUACUACAGGAGUGUGUUGGAGAGUCAGUGGGCGCUGUCGGAGGCGGAGCUUCUGCGGGUGAGGCUGGCGUGGGUCAAAUGUGUAUGUCAGGUAGAUCGGUGUCUGGCACUCUCGCACGCUCUCGCUCUCGCUCGACUGCACACCACACUGACCGACCACCCGGACCCUCGCACGGACCACCCGGAUACUCACACAGACCACCCGGGCCCUCGCACGGACCACCCGGGCCCUCGCACGGACCACCCGGGCCCUCGCACAGACCACCCGGGCCCUCGCACGGACCACCCGGGCCCUCGCACGGACCACCCGGGCCCUCGCACAGACCACCCGGACCCUCGCACGGACCACCCGGAUACUCACACAGACCACCCGGGCCCUCGCACAGACCACCCGGGCCCUCGCACGGACCACCCGGACCCUCGCACGGACCACCCGGACCCUCGCACGGACCACCCGGGCCCUCGCACGGACCACCCGGGCCCUCGCACGGACCACCCGGGCCCUCGCACGGACCACCCGGACCCUCGCACACAGAAGGUGGUAGUGAAUACAGAGCGCCCCCUGGAGGCUUCAGGAGUGAGCACUGCAGAACUGAGAGAUGGGCGGAGCCUCAAGAGGAACCUGGUGGAGAGGGUGAAGGUUCUGGAGCAGGAGAGAGAGAGAGAGAGAGUGAGGGGCACAGUGGAGGAGGAGGUGUGUGCGCAUGAGGAGGAGGAGGAGCAGGUGUGUGUGUGUGAGGAGGGUUUGGGGGCGGAGCUUGCGGCAGUGCAGUGGGAGAGAGCGGAGAGGCGGAGCCGAGUGUUAGAAACACACUCCGCACUUCUCACCUUACACACACUGCUGCUGCAGCACCUGCCGCACACACACACACACACAACACAGCAGCUCACACACACACUGCACACACACAGCCUGGCUUUAGAGGAGGUGGAGCUUCAACUGCAGAAGGAGGAGUCUGAGUGGGAGGAGUUAGCAUUUGGGCGGAGCUCUGAUCACAUGCUGAUUGAUGAGGAGGAGGAGCUUCUCAGUGUGGAUAAAACCCGCAGCAUCGCCACCAACCUGCAGGAGGCGCUCUACAAGAGACAGCAGCUCACACACACACUCACUGACAGGUUGCAGGAGGCAGUUCGGAGGCGGCAGGUUAUAGAGGACCUAAGGGACCAACUGGAGCUGAAGCAACUUUACACACUCUGUGACCAGGAUGUGCUGUUAUGUGGGGAGCUGGUGAAGAUCUGUGGUGUUUCAGACACGGUUCUCCAGAAGAUCCUGCGGCUCCUGCUGCCUACAGUACCUGAUGGAGAACUACAGUCGCUCACAGACACACUUAGUUCUAAUGCAAGGAGGGCAGCUGGACCCUGCAGAGAGCUGGUGGACGGACUGAGGAGUGACAUCAUCAGUAAAAACCUGUCGCCCUGCUCUCGGCUCUCAGUCAGAGAGACAGACAGGCUCCUGAAGAAGAAGCAGACCCUGGUGGAGAACCUGUUCUCUGGUUCUGCUGGAUCUGCUAAAGGUGGGCUGAAGGUUUGGGAGCAGGAGGACACGCCCCCUGCUGCACAGGGGGUGGCGCCCUGCCUUCUGGCCCCUGCGUCCGUCCAGGCAGGGGAGGGGCCUGGGGUUAGUCCCAGGCCAGUAAUGGGAGGGGCCAGUGGGGAAUGGGUGUGGCCAACAAACUGCCCACGUGGUGAUGAGGUGGGUGUGGCCAUCGAGAGUACGAUGUCUGGACAGAGACUGUUCGUUUCCUGCAGCCCCCCACCCCCAAACCAACCCACUGAGCACCCCUCACCCCCCUCACUCCCCUUACUUCACACCCACAGGAAGAGGAGGAGCUUCCUGGGCUUCAGAAAUAGGAGUGUAGCUCCUGAGGAUCAGACAUGAAGGAAAAUAUAAAUCUGUAAAAUUCAAAGUUUGUAAUAAAGUUUUUUAUUUGUGUAAAUGUGAAAA